AUGAAGAGCAAGAGCUGCCUGGCGCAGCUGCCCACCCAGGCUUGGGAACACCGCAUCACCGAAAGGUCUGAGCUUUACAGACUCAAGAUCAGUCUUGGUCCAUAUUCCGCCAACGCAUGGAUCUACACCCCUGACCACAACGUGUUAAUUUUGGGCAUGGAGGAAGUCAACUUCGCAUACACAAACGUUUGCAAUGUCGACCGCACCGCAACUGUCUCCACAACUCUGAGGAAGCUUCCAUCCGAACUCAUCCAACAAGUCCUGAACCAUUUCAUCGACGACCUUCCCGGCGAUCAUGACAUAGACUGGAGAUCUGAGGACGAGAUUCCCAGAGACGAACUACCCCAGCCGUUGGACCCAUGGACAAAAUAUCGCCACAUCCCGCUCUUCAGCUGCCAGAAGCGCCGCAUUGAGCGCCACUACCGCGACCACUGGCUCAGCAGGAUCACGAUUUACCUGUACCUGGACCCAAACAUGUACAGCACCUCGCGGAGGAUGCUGUACUGUCGAUAUCUCUCCUGCCCCGAAGGCAAGGAUCUUGCAAUGGCGCUGCCAGAAGUUGAAUUCAAGGAAGGUGGGGAUGGUGGUGCCGAGGCAGACGCGGAGGAGAAGGUCACCUUCUUUCUACGGGGUGCAGUGCGGUCAGCUCGCGAAAACUCGAACGGAGAGACCUCGAAGCGGGAAUUCGGCAAUGUACCGGAAAUUCUGCCCCGUGUCGAGAACACGUGGGCGAAGGUGCUCAAGGGGAAGACAGAACGACUCGGCCUGACGCUGCGCACCAAGGAGCAGACUCUCGAGUCGGGACCCGAGGAUAAUUUGUGGACAAGAGAGAGCGAAGUCGUGCUGAAGAGUUUGGAGGUGUUGGACCAUGUUCGGCGGGUGCAGUUCAACUGGAAAAAGCUGAUGAGCAAGGUCUUGUUGAAGUUCGGAUUGUACAACGGGUACACUUACGUUCCUGAACCGGGAGUGGACGUGAGCGAAGAUGAGGACUGGAUGAUUGGGAUGAGUCGAAAUAAUGGGAUGAUUUGAGGACAAUCAGUGAGGAGAUGUCUAGGACACUGAGGAUGAAGGGCAUAGAGCGGCUGUAAUGAUGCGCGUGGAAGUCAUUGCGGAGGCAUAUGGGAUGGUUGCAACGAUGUACAGGGGAAUUGUUGGCUCGCAUGCCAGGUGACAAUUGGCCUUUCUCG
Neurospora crassa OR74A is the source of this 1187-nucleotide messenger RNA. RefSeq lists its product as hypothetical. The record is from RefSeq and is a predicted model, not a curated record. Bases 1 to 1029 code for a protein of 342 amino acids. Lineage: Eukaryota; Fungi; Ascomycota; Sordariomycetes; Sordariales; Sordariaceae. The transcript is spliced from 2 exons.